CCACAUCCUUAGCCGACUCCUUCAACAUAUAUAAUCCUCCUCAUUCCCAGCUUUUUCAAACUUCUGCUAUUUGUCUUCAACAAGAGAGAAAAAGUUAGAGAGAGAAAUAAGAGUUUUAAUUUAUAGAAGAAGUUGAAGUGAACAAGUUUUGUCCAGAUGGCCCGUACCAAGCAAACCGCCCGUAAGAGUACUGGAGGAAAGGCUCCCAGGAAGCAGCUUGCUACCAAGGCUGCUCGUAAGUCUGCCCCAACUACUGGAGGAGUGAAGAAGCCUCACCGUUACCGUCCUGGAACCGUGGCACUUCGUGAAAUUAGGAAGUACCAGAAGAGCACAGAGCUCCUGAUCCGAAAGCUGCCAUUCCAGAGGUUAGUUCGUGAAAUUGCUCAGGACUUCAAGACCGAUCUCCGUUUCCAGAGCCACGCUGUGUUGGCCCUUCAAGAGGCUGCUGAGGCUUACCUUGUGGGUCUUUUUGAGGACACUAACCUUUGCGCCAUCCACGCCAAGCGUGUCACCAUUAUGCCUAAGGAUAUUCAGCUUGCUCGCAGAAUCAGGGGUGAACGUGCUUAAGUUAUUAAGUUGAUGGUCGUUUGUUAUUGUUAUUACAACAACUAUAAUAUUAGUAGUUUGAUGUUUUUGUUUAGGUUUAAUUCAGGACUAAUAGGGGUUGUUUUUUGUUGGGGAUGAUGGUAUUCAGGCUGAUUGUGUAGUUAAAGUUGCAUUGGUGGUGUUUUUGAGAUGAAAGGAACUCAAUUCUGAUAUAUUUUGGGUAUGGUUGUUUAUGUUGAUUUCCGUUUUUGUGGAUGUCAUACUGAUUUUGUGUGGAACAUUCAUCAAAUGUAGUUGAUAUAUAUUCAGUUUAAUUUGUGUUGAA
Messenger RNA from Beta vulgaris subsp. vulgaris (sugar beet), 871 nucleotides. RefSeq names its product histone H3.3. Gene Ontology annotation, cellular component: nucleosome. The transcript is spliced from 3 exons. The coding region runs from base 157 to 567 and encodes 136 amino acids. The record is from RefSeq and is a predicted model, not a curated record. Gene Ontology annotation, molecular function: protein heterodimerization activity; DNA binding; structural constituent of chromatin. NCBI's taxonomy places the organism in Eukaryota, Viridiplantae, Streptophyta, Magnoliopsida, Caryophyllales, Amaranthaceae.